Messenger RNA from Staurois parvus, 441 nucleotides. The record is from the annotation of a GenBank genome assembly. Lineage: Eukaryota; Metazoa; Chordata; Amphibia; Anura; Ranidae.
AUGGCUUCAAGUGACAGCAACAAUGAGGAUGUCCCCAAUAAUCUCCAGCCUGGGGACCUGAUUGAAAUAUUUCGACCAGCAUAUCAGCAUUGGGCACUAUACCUUGGCGAUGGUUAUGUCAUCAAUGUGGCACCAUUGGAGACCACCGCUGCUUCAUUCUCAAGUGCAAAGUCUGUCUUCAGUAGAAAAGCCCUUGUGAAAAUGCAGCUUCUGAAGGACGUUGUGGGAAAUGACACUUACAAAGUGAACAACAAAUAUGAUGACAAAUAUAGCCCACUUCCAGCCGAAGAAAUAAUCCAGCGUGCUGAAAUUCUUAUUGGCCAAGAAAUAUGUUAUGAUCUAUUGGGGAAUAAUUGUGAGCAUUUUGUGACACUUCUUCGCUAUGGAGAAGCCGUGUCCGACCAGGUAAUGUACUAUUAUCUUAUCACAGACAUACAGUAA